Dufourea novaeangliae is the source of this 480-nucleotide messenger RNA. It is a transcript of the gene Rpp14a, whose product is annotated as ribonuclease P protein subunit p14. The transcript is spliced from 2 exons. Gene Ontology annotation, biological process: tRNA 5'-leader removal. Lineage: Eukaryota; Metazoa; Arthropoda; Insecta; Hymenoptera; Halictidae. Bases 126 to 446 code for a protein of 106 amino acids. The record is from RefSeq and is a predicted model, not a curated record. Gene Ontology annotation, cellular component: ribonuclease P complex.
UGCUUCUUCUAUCACGAAGGCAUGAAUGAAACGCCGCAAAGUGCUUUACACGAAGCAUCGACGAAAAGUGCUAUCUUAAAUUCGCGAAUGUUCAAUGUGAGUCGCGAAACAGUGUUCUGUGUGCUAUGUAUUACUUAGACGUUUCUCUAGAACUGCCACAUUGUGCUAACUACGAAGUGUCACAGGUCUUUUUAAAGAAAAAUAUUCUGCAAUCUGUUAAACAAUUAUUUGGGGAAGAAGGAACCAAGUGUACAAUUGAUAUUUUGAAGUAUAAUCCAAAGGAUUAUAGAUUUAUCUUACGGUGCCCAAAUGAUUGCUAUGUACGUCUAAGGACAGCAUUAUCACUUGCCGAAAAGUACGAAGACAAACUGUGCAUAUAUCACAUCCAUCGUACCACAGCUAAUCUAUUAUCAUUUUCUGCAGACAGUAGGAAUUAUCAACAUUAAGAUAUAAAGGAUUAUAUACGAGAAAGAAUCUAGU